Adineta ricciae is the source of this 1392-nucleotide messenger RNA. The record is from the annotation of a GenBank genome assembly. Lineage: Eukaryota; Metazoa; Rotifera; Eurotatoria; Adinetida; Adinetidae.
AUGUCGACAGAUCGCUCGCCAUCGAAUUCGAAAUGCACUCGCAAGCAAAGAACUUGUUGUUGUGGUCCCCCUCGGUUAACCUUCAAACAGUGGAUGACAGUUUGUGGAUCUGUUCUCGUUCCUGUUGUCAUUGCUGUAGUUGCCGGUGGACUAUCAAUCCAACAGCAACACAUAGCCGAGAGGAAUGAUGCACAAAAAGAAGCUCAUGCCAUUUCUACGCGGAUGGAUAUUGUUCUAAGCGACUUUAUCAAGCAGAUCAUCGGCAUAUUGAAACCGUCUACAUAUCCAAACGGCGGGUCAAUUCCGUCUGAUGAGAUUAUUGCAUACUAUUCGCAGGUCAUUAAUCCUCUGACGAUCAUUACCGCGCAGCAAAUUGAUUUGCGACGCAAACGCCUUCUUUUUUUCUUUCUCGUUGAUAGCGGGCUGCUCAGUGCCACUCGCAACUAUUAUAUCAAUCUGCCCUCAGUUAAUUUUGACAAUGUUGACUUGUCCUCUUAUUCUAACUCCCAUCACUAUACUGCUCAACUUCAGCAAAUAAAAUUAGAUACUGGAUCAUUUGCUGGUGCAUCGUUCGACGGUCAUCACAUCCGUGUAUCUAAUAUGAAUUUUGUCAAUUUGGACCGAGGAACAUUUCGACGCUGCUCUUUCUAUAUGGUCACUUUCAUAGAGAGCUCGCUUAAAAAUACUGAUUUUACCGGAGCUGAAUUAUUUCAGGUAGACUUUUCGGAUGCGGACCUCCGAGGAUCAAGUCUUACAACGGAGCAACUAUUUGAGAGCUCCAACAGGUUGAUGGGUGCUGCAUUACCCAACGGAUCCAUAAUUCCAGUUACCAAUUUACUCGGGAUGAAGCAUUAUGCAGUGCCACUUUCACACAGUCAGCAGUGUCAGAGCGGACUAGUAUUGAAUUACUAUACGAAAGAAACUGGCGAAGUAAUCAAUGUAUUAACUCCGGAUGGUCAGGAUUGUUUUUUUGCUGGUAAACUGGCCUUCGUUGAGUCAGCUAUUCAACAAACAGUGAAGGUGAGCCGAUAUUCAACUUGGUUUUCAAGCGGUCGAGUUCGCUACUGUCUUCGCGCAACUAUGGGUCUGACAGAAACGGAUAACAAAGUGGGUCAGAGUGUGAAGAUAGUUGAACGAGCAUUCGAUGAAAACAAGAAGGUUCUGCAUUCUGCUCAGUUAGGUGAAUAUAAUUCAGCUGUUUCAGUUUCCAGUCCAUUUACGGAGAUUAGGACGGAAAAACAAUGUUGGCCAGUGCCGAUUGGUGCGACGAGCUUUGCAGUUGAACUUAUCUUUCGUAAUGAGUUGGCUGUCAAUAUCACCGACGACAGAAGUGAUCUAUUCCACAGCCAGACUUUCGGUCUAAUCAAAGACGUGUUCUUAACCACCGAGUAA